AUGUGCAAGGGCCCGCAAGCGGUUGUAGCAACGGAAUCAGCUAUCCCUGGCGUCAAAUUACCGAGAACGCCAAUGGUUCGAAGCCAACGCUUUCUUCCAGCUACAACGCAGGCUUCUACCAAGUCUCAACAACAUCGACAAAUUCACAAUCACAUUUCAAAAAAUGAUAUACGACUAUUUUGCUCAAAAUUAUGGCACCAAACUCAUACUGACCAGAAUAACAUCCCAAACAAAAGCAUCAAAGAGCUAAAAAAUAAAUUGAAACAUCUAAAAAUACUUGGCAACAACAACCAAAACUUUGACAGUCAAAUCACCAACACUAGUAAAGCCAUUCGUUCAAAGCGGCAGUCGUUAAAGAUGUCCAAACGUGCUGAGAAAAAAUCAGACAUAGCAACUCAGCUUAGACAGCGAUUCUGGUGGUUUUGCAAAAAAAUAUUUGACAACGAAAAAUCUAAGACCACUAUUCGACAUAGACGAAUGCCAUAA
Molecule: messenger RNA, 486 nt
Organism: Helobdella robusta
Lineage: Eukaryota; Metazoa; Annelida; Clitellata; Rhynchobdellida; Glossiphoniidae
Exons: 2
Coding region: 1-486 (161 amino acids)
Source: RefSeq, a predicted model, not a curated record